Melanotaenia boesemani (Boeseman's rainbowfish) is the source of this 6258-nucleotide messenger RNA. RefSeq names its product ATP-binding cassette, sub-family C (CFTR/MRP), member 10 (gene abcc10). NCBI's taxonomy places the organism in Eukaryota, Metazoa, Chordata, Actinopteri, Atheriniformes, Melanotaeniidae. Gene Ontology annotation, cellular component: membrane. Bases 813 to 5507 code for a protein of 1564 amino acids. Gene Ontology annotation, molecular function: ATP hydrolysis activity; ABC-type transporter activity; ATP binding. Gene Ontology annotation, biological process: transmembrane transport. The transcript is spliced from 21 exons. The record is from RefSeq and is a predicted model, not a curated record.
UAGUUUGAUAUUUUUCUUUAGCUAAAUAGGUUAGCCUUAUUUGUUUACAUUUGUGUAACCAGUUGUGUGAUUCACUUGGGAACUUCUGUCGAUUUAACAAAGGUUGUUUAUUCUCCGUGGCUUAUUAAAUCACGCCUAAAACACAUGUAUUAUCUUGGAACACUAACAUCAAUAUCGUGAAAGUAAUUACUAUGUUAACGUGCUUUAUUUGCAAUGCAAACCGGUCAUUCUCUGUAUCUGAUAAGUGGUCACUGUCUGAUUUUCGAUAGAUAGAUAGAUAGAUAGAUAGAUAGAUAGAUACUAGGGCAUUGUUUUCUUUUUGUAUUGAUUUCCCUGCAGGCAUACCAACAGCGAUACAUUCAGUACCAGUGAAAAAUGUGGACACCCUUUCUUAUUAAGCGUGUCUAUACUUUUGACUGGUACCGUAUUUCAAAACCUUCUGUUUGAACUUGGACUUAACUUUAACAAAAUGUACACUUAUUCCAUUUAAAUAAAGUUAAUAUCAGUUAACUUCGUUUGUAUAUCACCAAUUCACAAAAAUAGUUAUGUCAAGUUACUUUUAAAUAUAUAUUCCCAUUCAAUCAUAUUCAAUGUAGUUUACUUAUAAUCAAAUUAAAUCAAAUCAAUUGCAUGAUCCACACGAGUCCAAUUUAUAAUAACUGUGUUCAUAUAAACCAAUUGAUAAAUAUUGUUGCCUAGCUUAGGAAACAAAUGGCUCUAUUACUCACUUCAGGGAAACCUGGUUGCUUUCAAAAUACUGGAUAGAAGAGCGACUGGAAACUGUUUAUUUCUUUCUUCACAGUUAAUGUGAGAUGUUUUGUCAGAAUGACAGCAGUUAUAUAGGAGGGAUGGGUUCCUCUGGGAUAGCAGAGCUGCUUUCAGGCCUCUGUUGUACAGAAGAGGAGAAUCCUUUUCCUCUGUGGGAGAAUGGACACAUCAGCCCCUGCUUCAAUCAGCUCAUCCUUGGAGCUUUGCCGCAUGCUGUGAUGGCAGUUUUCAGUGCCUACUAUCUUGGUAUGGCAAGAUGUAACUUCUUUCGGUCAUCCCCACCAUUUGGUUGGACACUCAGGCUGGUGUCAGCUUUACUUGCUGCACUGCUCUUCACAGCGGAUGUCGUACUGGUGUGUGUCCUCCAGCAGGGGGACAUGUAUCUGGACGUCCUAACUGACAGCUCUGCAGUCCUGGCCUGGCUGGUCCACUUUGGUGCCAUAACGGUCCUCCUGAGGACUGCUUUCAGGAGAACCAGAGGACCUCCAGUCCUACUCUUCAUAGUUCUUCUGUUAGUCCCCAACCUAGUCGUCUCCUUGAUGAUCUACUAUGACAACAAGGAUUAUUUACGCAUUACUGAACCUCUUAAACUGGCAAGAUUUGUUCUUGCCUCAGCGCGGACACUUCUGUGUCUGGUCUACCUCCUUGCAUUUGUUUUCCCCUGCAUUAGUGAUUCUGGAUAUACCUUAUAUAUUCAGACUCUUGAUGGAUCUCCACUUAUCCCAGAGAGCACACAGCCUGAUACAGCUGAGAUGGUGGCUGAGGAUGGGAGUGGCUGCUUUUCUCGACUCUUCUACCUGUGGUUGAAUCCUCUGCUCAGACGAGGGCAGCGAGGGGAGCUGCGUAGACCAACUGAUGUUUAUCACCUUCCCCAGAGGCUUCGUACUAGUGUGGUUUCUGGAUACUUCCUCCAGUGUUGGGAAGCCUGUCGAAAAAGGGUGAGAAUCUGUGACCAGCGGGAUCAGUGGCCCAGACCAGUCAGCAGAGACCAGAGCUCACACUGCCAGGAGGAACUGCUGGAGCUGGAGAGUGAUGUCAGAUUACUGAGAGUGUUGCACAAAGCAUUUGGGUUGCGGUACUAUCUUCUCGGCGUACUGAAAGUGAUGGUCAACAUAAGCAGCUUUGCAGGUCCACUGCUUCUCAGCAGUCUGGUGAACUUUAUGGAGGAAAAAGGGGCCGAUGUCAGCAGGGGGAUUUGGUGUGUCCUGGGACUCUUCACCACAACUCUUCUAAGCUCCAUUCUCCGAAACAUCUACGUCUUUGAGGUCUCAAAGGUGGCGCUGUCGGCACGUUCCGCACUGAUAUCGACCAUCUACAGCAAAGCCCUGCGGGUCAGCAGCUGCAGUCUGGCUGGCUUCACGCUGGGAGAAGUGUUGAACUUAAUGAGCACAGACACGGACCGCGUGGUCAACUUCUCAAACAGCUUCCACGAGCUUUGGAGCCUUCCCUUCCAGUUUUCCAUCACCCUUUACUUGCUGUAUCUGCAGGUGGGCGUGGCUUUCCUCGGAGGACUCUGUGUGGCUCUGGUGCUGGUGCCCUUUAACAAGUUCAUUGCCUCCUGUAUCCUUAGCAACAACAAACACCUGCUGAAGUGCAAAGAUAACCGUGUUAAGUUAAUGACAGAGAUCCUUUUUGGAAUUCGAGUCAUCAAGUUUUACAACUGGGAGAGUCAUUUUACCCAGAAGGUGGCUGAAUAUCGUAAACAAGAGCUGUCCCACCUGAAAGCCAUCAAAUACCUGGACGCCAUGUGUGUGUACACCUGGGCCGCACUGCCUGUGGUCAUCUCAAUCCUCACCUUCGUCACCUAUGUGUUGCUUGGACACCAGCUGACUGCAGCCAGGGUUUUCACCACACUGGCUCUGGUGGGAAUGUUGAUAACUCCUCUCAAUGCCUUCCCCUGGGUGCUCAACGGUGUCCUGGAGGCCAAAGUGUCUCUGGACCGAAUCCAGCUCUUCUUUAAACUGACCAACCAGGAUCUGCAGGCAUACUACACCCAAGUGUCUGCUGAAGACAGUGAGGCGUCAGUCUUGUUGAGCCGGGGGACGUUUUCCUGGCAUGGACCCGAUAAAAACACAGACACAGGUGAAAGCGAAACAAAAGGAAGUCUGCAGCUGCACAGUCUGAAUCUACAAGUAACCAAGGGCUCUCUGGUUGCCGUGGUGGGGAAGGUCGGCUGUGGGAAAAGUUCCUUAUUAGCUGCUCUCACCGGAGAACUUAGCAGGCUUGGUGGUGUAAUCUAUGUUGCAAACAGAGAAGCUGGCUUUGGGUUUGCCUCCCAGGAGCCGUGGAUCCAGCAUGCUUCAGUACGGGACAACAUCCUGUUUGGCAAAGACUACAAUGCUGCCUUCUACCAAGCUGUGAUCGAGGCCUGUGCCCUCUCAGUGGACCUUAAUGUUUUGCCAAACGGUGACAAGACAGAAGUGGGUGAGAAUGGAGUGACUCUGAGUGGAGGACAAAAGGCUCGGUUGGCUCUGGCCAGAGCCGUUUACAUGGACAAAGACAUCUACCUCCUGGAUGACCCACUGGCGGCGGUUGACACAGACGUGGCCGAACACCUCAUGAAGAGCUGCAUCAUGGAGCUCCUCAAGGGGAAGACCAGAAUUCUCUGCACACACCGCAUAGAGUUUGUGGAUAAAGCUGACAUGGUGGUCCUCAUGGAGAAUGGAACAAUAAUUACAACAGGAUCACCAGCAGAGAUUCUUCCUUUAGUGGAAGCUGUGCCAAAAAUGGAGAGAAGCGACGGCAAAGCUAAACAGAAAGACAGCAUGGAGCGUGAGGAGGAAGAGGAGGAGCAGCAGGGUUCUCCCCCUGAUCUGUGCGUGGACGAUGAUCCUGAUGUGUCGGGGGAAGAGCAGAAGCAAGUGGGUGGACUAGCGUGGAGAGUUUACCAGACUUACUGGUUUGCUGUGGGUGGAGUUCUCGCCACCUCCAUCUUAAUGUCUCUUCUCUUUAUGCAAGCAUCUAAGAAUGUUUCCGACUGGUGGUUGUCCCACUGGAUCUCAGCUCUGAAAAACAACAGUUCCUCGGGGACUAACGGUUCCUCUUCAGCGGUCAGCUCUCCUCAUCUGCUGCUUUUCUCAGCUGCUGGGCUUCUAUCUCCUGUGUCCUCUGAGCAAGAUUUCCUCUCCACCAACACCAGUCAGGAUGUCAGGUUUUACCUGAUGGUCUACAGCUCCAUCGCCGCGGCCAACACCGUCUUCACCGCCAUCCGAGCCUUCCUCUUCGCCUAUGGAGUCAUCUGUGCUGCCAGUGUCAUCCACGACAGACUUCUGGAUCGGGUCCUUCAGGCCACUGUGACCUUCUUUGAUAUGACCCCUUUAGGCCGCAUCCUCAACCGAUUUUCCUCAGACCUGUACAGCAUCGACGACAGCCUGCCGUUCAUCCUGAACAUCCUGCUGGCCAACAUCUUCGGCCUGCUCGGCAUGCUGGUGGUGAUCAGCUACGGCCUGCCCUGGGUCCUGGUGCCCCUGCUCCCCCUGGCCCUGCUCUACCACCGCACACAGCACUUCUACCGACACACCUCCCGGGAGCUGAAGCGCCUGUGCAGCCUCACCCUGUCACCCGUCUACUCGCACUUCUCCGAGACGCUGACCGGGCUCGGUACCAUCCGGGCCAGCGGCCACGCUGCCAGGUUUGAGGAUGAAAAUGCCAGGCGGCUGGAGCAGAACCAACGCUGCCUGUUUCUUAGCAAUGCUGCCAUGCAGUGGCUGGACAUCCGCUUGCAGCUGAUUGGUGUUGCUGUGGUAACGGGUCUUGGGGCGAUUGCCAUCAUUCAGCAUCAGUAUAGUUCUGUAGAUCCAGGUUUGGUGGGUUUGUCCCUUUCCUACGCGCUGUCCAUCACAAUGCUGCUGUCCGGCCUCAUAUUCAGCUUCACACAGACGGAGAUGCAGCUGGUGAGUGUGGAGCGAACAGAGGAAUACUCCACAUGCCUGCCGACCGAGCCACAGCAUCACAGCGCACAGCUGCCUCCUGGGUGGCCCGAGCUGGGCUGGUUGGAGUUUCGUGAUGUGGUUCUGGCGUACAGGGAGGGCCUUCCUAACGCCCUGGACGGAGUCAGCCUGGUAGUGCGAGCUGGGGAGAAAAUUGGCAUUGUUGGUCGUACAGGUUCCGGCAAGUCCACCAUGUUCUUGGCCCUGUUUCGUAUGGUGGAGCUGAACCAGGGACAGAUCCUCCUGGAUCAGCUGGAUAUUAGCACUGUGGGGCUAAAUCAGCUCAGGUCAAAGCUAGCCAUCAUCCCUCAGGACCCCUUCCUGUUCAGUGGGACCAUCAGGGAGAAUCUGGACCCAUGUGGGCGACACCUGGACCCACAGCUGCUGGACGUCAUGGACCAGUGUCACCUCAGCGCCGUGGUCAGCAGGAUGGGAGGUCUGGAUGCUGAGGUGGGAGCGAGAGGACGAUGUCUCUCUGCAGGACAGAGGCAGCUGCUGUGUCUGGCCCGAGCUCUGUUGACGCAGGCCAGGCUCUUGUGUAUCGAUGAAGCCACAGCCAGCGUGGACCAGAAGACGGACAGACUGUUGCAGCAGACCAUCAGAGACAAGUUUCGGGACAAGACUGUCCUCACUAUUGCUCACAGGAUCAACACCAUCUUGGACUCGGACCGGGUGCUUGUGUUGCAUGCUGGGAAGGUGGUGGAGUUCGACACUCCUGCUGCUCUCUGCCAGACUGAUAACUCCAUCUUCCAAAGACUGGUCGGACACCAGGGAGGACGACAUUCAGGAGGAGAUUCCUCUGAACUCUGAGGAUGCUCUUUAACAGUCUGAAGCAGAGCAGGGGCUAACGUGAAGGAACUUUAACUUAUAUAUCCAUAUUCGACAUUUUCUCAAUUUUUAUUUGUUUUUUUUCUUCUCCAACAGCUUAAAUUUCAUUCCACUGAAGGGUUUCUUUUUUUGAUCUGCUUCUUUCUUUAACCAUAUGGUCAUUUCUUUUGUUGCUGCAUAUCAGUCGACUUCAUGUCUAAAUGUGAAUAACUGACAGCAGCUGAGUUAACACGGUUAAAAACAUGAGUUAGUUACAGUCGGAGAUUUAUGGGCUUGUUGUGUUUCUGUUUGAGGACUCCACUUUAUUUUUCCAGUAUGUACAAGAUGAAAUUACACAGUUGUUUCCUGUUAUGGCUGAACAACAAACAACAACAAACUUUGUUAGCUGCUACGUUACCUGAAGGAAGUUGGGGAUAAAAACUCUGAAACCAGUUUUCAAUUAAAUAAAUGUUGGAUGUUCUGGACAUAUUGAAUAUUUCCGUCCAUCCGGACUCAGUAACCACACCUGUUCCUGAAUCUGGUUUGUCUACAAGCUGAGAAACAAAGAACUUGUUUGAAAGUAAAUAUCUUUCUGAGAACAUGACUUAGCACCAAUCACAGCACAGGAAAUGCUUCCGCUUGAAGAGAAAACUACCGAUAAGAAUCUCAGUUUUCAUAGAACAUUUUAAGACCUGAAAUAAGUCUCAGCAUUGAGGUUGAUUUUUUUUAAAUAAAAGAAAUUGUGACAAACUUC